Molecule: messenger RNA, 792 nt
Organism: Nothoprocta perdicaria
Lineage: Eukaryota; Metazoa; Chordata; Aves; Tinamiformes; Tinamidae
Gene: CDCA3
Product: cell division cycle associated 3
Exons: 4
Coding region: 1-543 (180 amino acids)
Source: RefSeq, a predicted model, not a curated record
AUGCAGAUGUACAAUCCCCCAUCUGACUCCUGCAAGGAAGAAGGGAGAAACCCGGGAAGAGAGGCCGUUCCAGCUGUUGGGAUACGCACAGGCUCGCCGCUAAGAACACUCUUCACUAGCUCCCUCGAGCAGCAGGCCCUCCCGGCCUGCUUUCCCAGGGAAGCUUUAGCCGAUCGUCCCGACUCCUCGUGGCAUCAGGCAGCCUUUCCUUGGGGGAGAGGCUGUCGCUCGUGGCCUGCAGGCCCCUCUGGAGGGAGGGAAGCGCGUGUAGGUGUUACAGGGAGCAAGCCAGCAAGGCGCAAGACCAGCAGCAAAAUCAUGGUAACGUCUGGUGGGACUGGACGCUCUCCCCUCAGCAUCCUGCAGGAUGAUAAUUCCCCCAGUGCUCUUGCACCUCGCCAGGGUAAGAGGCAUGUAUUGGGGGAGAACCUUGGGGACAGGAAGGAAGUGACAGUGGAUCUGAGCAGGAACCUGAAAUCUGGGAGCUGUACCUGGAGCGACUUGAACAAAGAGAAUCAGCAGUGUUCUUUUGUGGAGAACUAGAUCUUCUUUCCCUGGASCUUACUGCAGUUCUCCUCUACGCUUUGAACCUUCUAGGUGUGAGAAAGCCUGCAACAGACUGAAACUCCAGACUUACAGUUGCUUUUCUCAUUUUUCCCUGUUGGGGAGGAGCUAUGUUCUCCUAAAAUUGUAGGUGUUAUGUACAGUGCUUGCUUUGACUCUUCUACUAAAGUCAGCUGUACUAACUCAUAUGUCACUCUUAUCUGUUUAAACAAAAAAAAAAAAAAAAAA